Molecule: messenger RNA, 2300 nt
Organism: Sander lucioperca (pikeperch)
Lineage: Eukaryota; Metazoa; Chordata; Actinopteri; Perciformes; Percidae
Gene: tslig3a
Product: family with sequence similarity 98 member A
Exons: 8
Coding region: 127-1677 (516 amino acids)
Cellular component (GO): tRNA-splicing ligase complex
Source: RefSeq, a predicted model, not a curated record
CCAACCACCAAUAAAUCCAAAGAAGUAGUAGAAUAAGUCAAACGUGUAUCAGCUGAGCUGGCUGCUGAUGUGAAAACUCUAUUUAAUAUAGUACGUGAUUUUAGAGCAUAAGAAUAGAUCAUUGGGAUGGAGAAUGACAUCCUCGUCUCUCUUGAAGAUUUAGGGUACCAAGGCCCUCUGUUGGAGGAAGGAGCUCUGGAUUCUGCUGUGAGCAGAGGAGCAGCUUCCCCUGAGUUUACUAAGCUUUGUGCCUGGAUAGUCUCAGAGCUUAGACUCUACUGCAAGCUGGAAGAGAAUGUCCACGCCACUAACUGUUCGAGCGAGGCAGAGGGCUUCCAGCUGGAGAUGAGUGGCCUGCUGUCAGAGCUCGCCUGUCCUUACUCUAUCCUCACCAGUGGAGACAUCACCCAGAGGUUCCUCAACAGGACCGACUGUCUGCUGCUCAUUACCUUUCUGGUGUCUGACUUGGAGGCGUCAAGGAUGAUCCUGGUAAAUAAGCCUGAAAAGAAAACCCAGGAUUCAGGCAGCCCCAUGUUCCAGGAACUGAAGGGCAUCUGCAUGGCACUGGGCAUGUCCAAGCCUCCAGCAAACAUCACCAUGUUCCAGUUCUUCAGUGGAAUUGAGAAGAAGCUGAAAGAGGCCAUAAGUAGAGUCCCACCAAAUCACGUAGGAGAGCCUUUGAUGAAGAAGGCCCUUGGACCUGUGCACUUGGAAAAAAUUGAAGCUAUAAACCAAGCACUUGUAAAUGAGUAUGACGUGAGAAGAAAAAUGUUGUUGAAACGUCUUGAUGUGACCGUGCAGUCUUUUGGUUGGUCUGACAGAGCAAAGACGCAUGCUGAAAAGUUGGCCAAAGUUUACAAGCCACUCCGUUCUGCUCUUGGCACCAAAAGUAAAAUCUCUUCUGCCCACCUUCUUGCUGCUCGACAAGACUUCUCCAAGAUCCUACGUACAAGCAGUGGCAAGAUAAGAGAGAAGACUGCUUGUGCCAUAAAUAAGGUUCUAAUGGGCCGAGUGCCAGACAGGGGAGGCCGACCCUGUGAGAUCGAGCCUCCUCCCCCAGAGAUGCCCUCCUGGCAGAAGCGUCAGGAUGCUCCCCAGGGCGGAGGACACUAUGGUGGGAGUGGGCAUGGAGGCGGCAGAGGGGGCUACGAUCACUACUCCCAAGGUGGCCGUGGAGGAUAUGAGAGAGGAGGCGGAGGAGGACAUGGAGACAGGGGAGGUAGAGGAGGAGGCGGCAGAGGGGGGAAGGUGCAGGGAGGCUGGGUAGACGGAGGUGGAGGAGGGAGAGGCGGUUACAACCAGGGCCACUAUCAAGAUGCAGGAGGACAUCAGGGGGGAGGAGGGCGAGGUGGUUACGGAGGAGGAGGGAACAACCAAGGAGGCUUCCAGGACCCUGGUUACCAUGGAGGAGGAGGAGGAGGAGGUUCCCAUGACAAUUACCAAAAAGAUGCAGGUUGGCAUCAGGAGAGAGGCGGCGGUCGAGGAGGUCGUGGGGGUAGGGGAAGAGGAGGCCGAGGUGGUGGUGGAGGAGGAGGAGGAGCAGGACAAGGAGGAGGCUGGGGAGGGAGAGGGGGGCAGAAUUUUAACCAAGGAGGACAGUUUGAACAGUUCUUCCAACAUGGCGGGCAGCACUACAACCAAGCUGGCUUUAAUCAAGGCAGACAGUACACUAGUUGAAGACUCCGUAAAGGGCAUCGCAGCAGAGUCUACUCAAAGAUCGACUCCUUAACAUGCGUGAACAGAUUUUAACUGCCUUAUCAUACAAUUUAGAAUUGUCAGCAUGUUUGAAAGUUGACAUAAAUGUUAAAUGAUGAUCUAGGAGAUACAUACCAUAUGUUUGGGAAUUAUUGUUUUAGUACAGAGGGCUGUAAUGUAGUCCCUUGCUUUUUCAUACUGGUGGGGUAAUGUUUUCUCAUCCAUGUCAACACUGUAAAUGGUUAGUCAGUUAGUUGGACUCUGCUGUUUUGACCUCAUUUUGACACUUAAUUAGCCUUAUGUUGUUUUUUAAAAGACAGGGAAAGGGUCCUAAGAUUUCAGUGCUGGUGCACCUACUGUGUAUCUGACAUUAGAAGCGCACCUUCAAAAUCCUUAAGUUUCAUUGAAUUUGGCAAUUACUUGAAAACCUCUUUAUCUUUCCAGUCUACAUUUUGUUUUCAGUAGAUUUGACUGGAAUCUCCUUUGUUACUUAUUUAAAAUGCCAUAUUGUACUGCUCAUGGAAGAUUGUGUGGAUACAAAUAUGGAUGUUGGAAGGUUUGCAUGGGUGUGUGAAUGAGCAAUAAAAUCUAAAAUGAGAACAUUA